AUAUAUUUUUUUAAAGUCGAUGACGACGUUCUGGUACACUUGAGUAAUCUUUAUAAAUUUCUGAAUGAUGAAAAUCUCCCAGAGAAUGCAAUAAUCGGUCGAUUUGAAAUGUCAAAAACGAAAUACCUCAGAAAAAGGAGUGAAUUCAUCUUUCAGCAAUAUCAAAAUUCUUAUGAAAUUCAGCCAGAUUUCAUUGAUGAACCAGCAUACUUGAUACCCGGUCAUAUGGUUGAGAAAGUUUACAUGACGCUAAUCAAUUUCCCAUUAUUCACACUCGAGGAUGUAAUUCUCAGGAUAAAAAUGACGCAGACGCUAAACUACAAUUUACACAGCAAUAAAAAAUUCCAGACAAGGCAUUUCCUUCCCUUUAGCAUCCCAUGUUCACACGAGCAUUUCAUCACUAUUCAUUCAAUAAAAGCGAGUGAUAUGAUAAUUCGUUGGGAAAGACUCCGUAAACCGUACAGCUGUAAUUUGUUUGAUAAGUUUAUGGCUUAUUUGGUCUGAAAAUUUGAUUUGCAUUUAUGAUUGUCAAGGGUCAUA
Molecule: messenger RNA, 540 nt
Organism: Clunio marinus
Lineage: Eukaryota; Metazoa; Arthropoda; Insecta; Diptera; Chironomidae
Source: the annotation of a GenBank genome assembly